ACGCUUACGUCAGAGGUAAACAACUGCUUGUGUUUCUGCAACGAUCGGCGACCCUUCUCCCUCGUCCGUCAGCCCCCAGGACCUUUCCUAUCACCUUCACCUCGGUAUUUCGGCGAUAAAUUGGCUUUUCUAAGGGGAACCUGUAAAGGUGUGACCCUUGCGAAGCUCUGUGACAAAGGAGAGAGCAUCAAGGACAAUGGGAUGAACUGUUUGUGACCCAGUUGUGCUUUGGAGAAGGCAUUCGUCAGUGCAUUCUUAUCAGAGGAUUGAUGAAUUGAUCUAAGUGGAAAAAGAGAGAGGUACCUAUAUCGCCUCUCAAGUGAUUAAGACAAAAGUUAAGUGGUUUAUAAUUACCAGAAAAGACAAAAGGAAACACCAGAGUGACAGGGGGUCGAAGGAUUACAUUGACGCCCUCGGUAACCCACAACGCUAAGAAUACUGAACCUUUAUUUGCUUAGAAAUCCGUCCUAUUAACGUUUCAAGGUGGAAGCCGAAGCCAGAAUGCGUCGUCAGAACGUUCAGACGCUUUCGUUAGUUGUCUGUACGUUCACUUACCUCCUCAUUGGGGCAGCGGUGUUCGACGCCCUGGAAUCAGAGGAAGAGGCUAAGGGCUUAGAAAUGAUCAAAGAGAUACGUCGAGGUUUACAAGAGAAAUACAACAUAAGUGAGCCUGAGUACAAGCUCAUAGAAACCGUCAUCAUAGAGAACCAGCCCCACAAAGCUGGUCCCCAGUGGAAGUUCGCGGGGGCGCUCUACUUCGUCACGGUCGUCGUUGCCAUGAUAGGGUAUGGCCACUCGACGCCCGAAACUGUGGCGGGCAAAGCCUUCUGCAUUGUUUAUGCCAUUGUCGGAAUACCUCUUGGCAUGGUCAUGUUCCAGUCCAUUGGUGAACGUCUUAACAAGUUCACUUCUAUCAUCAUUAGAAAGAUCAAGAAAAUCCUGGGCUGCGGUACCGUAGAGGCAACGGACGUCAAUCAGUUGUGCGUGACAGGGACGCUGUCGACCAUCGUCAUGACAGUCGGAGCAGCGGUCUUUUCGCACUACGAGAAGUGGAGUUACAUAGAUUCCUUCUACUACUGCUUCAUCACUCUCACCACCAUUGGCUUCGGGGAUUACGUGGCUCUGCAGAAAAACAAUGCCCUGACCACCGAGCCUGGGUACGUGGCCCUUUCUCUCGUCUUCAUUCUCUUCGGCCUGACAGUCGUGGCUGCGUGCAUCAAUCUUCUUGUGCUGAGAUUCAUGACAAUGAACACGGAAGAUCUGAAAACUGGCGAGUAUGAGAUGCAAGAUGCCUCGCAGUCUGUGGUCACCUUAGACGGGGAACUCAUGGCCAUCAAUGGAAAACUGCUGGCUGGCGCCAACGACGGAAUGGAGAUCUCGCAAGGCAGGAUGGGUUCCUACAACAGCAUCACUACCGUCUGCUCCUGUACCUGUUAUCCAAGAUCUCAUCACAGUCCUGCAGACAUGAGGCACAGGUACUCCAUCGUCAGGUCACCGUCCAGGAUAUCCCACCACCUCAUAGACCAAGUCGGAAUGGGCAAGGUGGCGCCACACGACAGCGACCAGUUUCCUCCUCUCCUUCACGACUCCUUCAUGGUUGCCAAAUACCUCAAGACGAAGAGAUCUUCUGUCUGAAAGGCGGGCAUCAGCAACAGAAUUUAACGAAGAUAAGAUCAGCUUCGACUAGAAUAAGAUUUUUCCACUAUCUCUUUAUAUGAAACCUAGCUAUAAGUAUAGGACAAAUAUCGGAGAAAUUCACUCAGAUUGACGGAGUGGGCCGGUCAACCCAGCUGAGCUACGAAGGAUGACAAAUUGGGAGUAGGGAAACUGAACGUGUAGGAAGGCAAGUAGUGGGCAGACCCACGUGUUGUUAUUCAGUGCCUCUUGUUCCCUAAGUUUCUUAAUCCAUCAACCGAUCCAUAUGAAAGGGUUCCUUAUAGGCCUAUGUGGGUUAAUGGUAUCAAGAAUGCAAUAAAGUUAAUGGAUUAAUUUAUGUACAACUGUACUGAAAUUUAAUGGUAUUUAAACUGGCAUAGUAAGAUAUUCUAGUGCAGUUCCCUAUAUCCACCGAUUUUAAGUAGUGCAGAACUGAGACAAUACAGUUCUACUUGUAACACAACUCAUCGCAUGUUUUCAUGAAAAGGAACCUUACAUCUACUUAUUUUUUUACACAAUAAACGGGCAAAUAUACUCUCGCUACUAGUUUUAUUUUGUCAGAAUAAAUUCAUAUGAUCACUGUACACUGAAUGGAUUUACUGAUACCAUAGCCUGGUGUCAUAACAGCGAAGGUCACAGAUGCGAAAUACUGCACACAGCAGAUUUACCACUACAGUUGGACAAAUUUCUACCUAAAUUCUUUGGAGUCUUAUUAUAAUAACACGUGUACACAUUUUCGAAUGAAUGAGAACAUUUUUAAAUAGUUCCCUUUGAGGAGUGUAAAAGAAUGGACAUGAAUUCAAAAACAAUAUCAAUGUUGGCCUGGUGAAUAUAUAAAAAAAAAUUAACAAUGAAAUUGAGUAACCUAUAGAAAAAAGUUUGACGCAAUUUAGUAUUACAAUCCUGGUGCUGUAAUAAAAUAAGUUGGUGUCAGUUAGAUCCUGUACAGCUGAGGCUUACUGCCAAUUCCAAGUCAAAUGUAAUUUACGGCACUAAAGGGAUGCUAGGGAAAAUGGUGGAGAUGGAGUCAGUUGUAUCCACUUGAGGACUACUCUAGGUGCAUCAUGUUCAGGAUCAUUUUUUUUUUGGGGGGGGGAGAAGAUAUGGCUGGAGGUUAAAUAUGACCACUUGGGGGACCGGUGGGUACCUGGGAAAAAGCUGCAUCAUCUUGAGGAUUAAAAGGGUGCUUAGUUACUUGUAUUCUGCUAUUCUGCAGUGUGGUGAUUCUUUAAAGUCAGAUGUAUAUUAUAAAAGGAAUGAAGAGUAUGAUGUAGAGUACAAUAACUUCACUGCACUGUGUUAGGGAUUUAGGAGGUUCAAACAACUGUAGUCUGUACAAGAAUGAGAGGAACUGAAAUUACAAGCAUUUUCUGAGUUACAUUGAUAAGGAACGACCCGGUUGAGUUGUGCAGAGUGAACGACUAAAAAUAAUUUUCAUUGGGCAAAGAAUGGCAGGCAAUCGAAAGUCAUUUUUGUAUUUUAUCGUUUUUAUUUUAAUAAUUUUUAUUUUGACUGACGGCUAGUGGUAUCUGGAAAUAAAUACAAGGCACCACGAGGUCUAGAUAAAGACAGUGUCAUUUUCUCAAAAUUGCAAACCAGGCGCUUGCCCAGGUCCCAUUCUUUAAACAUAUUUUGAGGGGACGCUGAUUCUAGAAAUAUUUCAUUAUAGAAAAUAUAAAUCUAUAAAAAUUAAUACUGAAUUCUAAAUCAUCAUAUAGUUAGUUCAUAAGCUGUAGUUGCAAGGAAAUCAUUACUUGAAAAUCUCACUGUGCGUUUUCACUGUCAAGGGAAUACCUCUUUUAACCUUUGCCCCGGGUCCUAUUAACUAUGUAAUGGAACACUGGGUAUUAUAAAUUAAGGUGCGUCUAUGGUAGGUGAUUGGGGGGCGGGGGUGAAUUGUUUACAUGGUGACUGGGGUCCAUUUCCAUCCCGCUGAGAAAUGAGGACAACCGGUUAGUAAAUGUUGUCCGGUAAAAAUUGCGAGGAAACUCCUAUAGAGGAGUGACUGGAACUAAAUGUCCUUUAUGAAGGGUGACCUUGUGUCAAGUAAAUCCUGAGGAGGAAUGCUAGGAGUCCUUCAUGUUCUGCACAGGUGGUUUAGGAGAGGAAAGGGGGUAAACUGAGUCCCAAAUAAACAUGAUGAAUGGUCUAGGGCUGCAAAUCAUUUAUUUUCUCUUUUUAAAGAAAAAAAAUAGAGAAAAAAACUACAAUGAAAGAUCCAUAUAGAACAAGCCCCGAGUUCAAAGUGCUGGUAUUACGAUCACAAUUUAACAAUAAACAAAUCUUUCCGAUUUCUUACCAGCAUUUCUAAGAUGAUGUUAUCAGUAACUUUCACGUACGUGUAUAUAAAAUAUUAUGGGCCUUUUAUCAUAGAUAUUUAUAGCAAUAUUGUAAGAUUCGCUUCACAUUAUUAUAACAUUUCCAUGUCACUAAGCAUUUUAAGAAACAAACCAACGGUGUAUCGAAGUACCAACAUAAUACUUGCAUUUAGAUAUGAUACUGCACUGCUCUCCGUAGUAAACACACAGUUAAUAAUGACAAGUUAGGAAAAAUAACAGUAAUUGACGAUGUCAUGAAGACUAUUAAACUUCGUGAAUAUCCCAUUGAUUGCGUUUAAAAUCAAAUCUUGACAAAUGAACAAAAAAUGUAUCUGUAAAUUCGGUUUACAAUAAAAGUCAAACUUUAUAUGCACAUUGCACAAUGAAUAAAUGUGUUCCCAUUAUAUCCAUUUAUUCCCUGAAAAUUAACCUUAUCUCACAACUUUGUUAAGUAUUUCAAAAAGUUAUUUUUAAUGACAUUAUUAGUGAACAAUAGCCAAAAGAUACAGUAACUUAUCUACAUAACAAUUUAACUGAGAGUUGAUAUACAUAAACGAUCAAGUACUAUUGAUACACUCAUACAUACAUGUCCUUACCGGUAGUCCCCAGGUUACGGCGGAGGAUCCUUUCCCGGCAGGGCGCUGUAAGCCAAAAAUCGCCUGAACCGGAAUUAUAGCAUCAUAAGUCUGGGUUACGGCGCUGAAAAAUUGUGGUUAACCGUGCCACAAGGCAAGUACCAUAAGUCCGAAACGAUGUAACCCGGCCCUGACGUAACCCGGGGACUGUCUGUAUAUACCUAUGUAUAUACACUCACUUGUAAUAGAAUGAUGUACUCUAUGAUUAUAUAUAAGAUGAACAUGAUCUUUGUUAUGGGCACUUGAGCGCCAAGUUAGGUUAGGUAUAUUUUCAUAAUCUAAUGUCCUAUUACUCUUCAGAGGAAUAUAUGCAUAUAUUUUUGUAUACAAACUGACAAAGGUAUUACCCAGUAUUGUUUAGUACCUACUAUUCAGCCAAAAUAUUUUCCCCGAUUUCACUGUACCGUCACUAACAACAUUAGAAGCGUAAGUUGAAAUUCAUGUUCAGAUUCUAUCUAAGGCAGCAGGUUUGAUUAUCCUUCUCGUAAAGACAGAACUUGUUCGUCAUGUCAGAGGUGUUGAAAAUUAACUAGGCAUUCAUGGACUAAGGCACCAACUGUACUAUACAGUGGCGACUCAGCAGUUACUUUUUUCAGUCCAAAACUUGUCAACUGCACUAAACAAAUAGCUGCAUAAUAGUUGUUGCCGUACUUACGAACACUCUUGAAAGCAACAAAUAUCUCUAGUAAUCUUCCAUGAAUGAAAAUUCAUUCCUAGUGUUUGGAAAAGGUCAAGACUGCAUUUUAUUUAGGUUUACCAAAAGUACGAAAUGACACUAAAAAUUGCCUUGCAAAAAUGACCUUGUUAGGUUUCUAUUCAAUAUUUGUCGGUGAGGAAGGAUAACACUCAUAAAAAAUCUAGUACCAGGUGCCAUUUGUGAACAAGUAUAACUUCUGAUAACUGCUCAGUAAGUUCAACAUUUGUGCUGAUAAUAACAAUCAUACCUAUAUCUAAAAUUAGAACAUUUAACAAUUUAACAAUAUCUUCCCACAAGCAGCUCAUUUAAAGGUAAAAUAAACUGAAAACACCCUGAAACGCCAAAAGUAUCAAAUUAAAAGAACUGCAUUACCUCACUUUGAGGUGAUAUCUUCAAUUUCUGACAAACUAUAGUUAAUCAAACCUGCAAAAGAUGUCAUGUAACGUCUUUACUAAGCAUGUGCCAAAAUCACCUUCUAAAGUUUUUCCUUUUUAUUUUCUUUCCUAUCUGUAAAAUAGAAAAAAAGUACUUAAUAAUAAAUAUUUCCACACGUC
This is a messenger RNA of Macrobrachium nipponense, 5860 nucleotides long. Its product is annotated as two pore potassium channel protein sup-9-like. Gene Ontology annotation, cellular component: plasma membrane. Gene Ontology annotation, molecular function: outward rectifier potassium channel activity; potassium ion leak channel activity. NCBI's taxonomy places the organism in Eukaryota, Metazoa, Arthropoda, Malacostraca, Decapoda, Palaemonidae. The record is from RefSeq and is a predicted model, not a curated record. Gene Ontology annotation, biological process: stabilization of membrane potential; potassium ion transmembrane transport. The transcript has 7 exons. Bases 502 to 1635 code for a protein of 377 amino acids.